This is a messenger RNA of Pararge aegeria (speckled wood butterfly), 1007 nucleotides long. RefSeq names its product pupal cuticle protein PCP52-like (gene CPH3). The record is from RefSeq and is a predicted model, not a curated record. Bases 73 to 963 code for a protein of 296 amino acids. The transcript has 3 exons. Lineage: Eukaryota; Metazoa; Arthropoda; Insecta; Lepidoptera; Nymphalidae.
UUUUUAUUACAUUUAUGUAAAAGAGCACAAACCCAUCAUGUAUACAGCCUGUUCUAUAUACCAUAGUGUCGGAUGAAUAUAAAAACGGAUUGUCGCUUGAUGAGGCAAUCAGUAGCCGUCGAUAACGCAAAGAUGAGAGUUCUGAUCCUUUCCGCCAUUCUCGCCUGCGUCGCUGCGGCGCCUUCGGGUCUCUUCCCUUAUGGAGCUUUCCCGAUCGCACCUGCAUCACCUUACGCAGCUUUCCCGUUCGCACCCGUGUCACCUUACGCAGCGCUCUCAGUCGCACCUGUGUUGGUAGCGCCGGAAGUACCAGCCGGUGACAUCCAGGCCGCUGCUAUAGAUGCUCAGGUUAAAAUCGCCGACCAGGCCCGUUCCCUGGCCGAUCAAGCCAGAGAACUAGCAGAGCAAGCCGCCGAAAACAAAGACGAAGGAGUUGAUGAAUCCAACGACCUAGCCAAAGCGAGAUCCGAGGAAGCCUUCUGGGCAUCUGAGGAGAAGAAAUGGCAAGCUCUCAAUGAGGCGCAAAUCGCCGAAGCAAGACUUGCAAGCGCAGCCGCUGUCGAAACCGCACCCGAAGCCGAGGAGAAAUCGGAAAUCAAAAGUGAAGCCGCUGAAGUGAAGAGCGAGGAUAAAAUGGAAAUGAAAGCCACCGAAAUCGAAAAGCCCGCCGAACCUGAAAUGAAAGGAGCUGAAAUGAAAGAAGCCGAGAAGAAGGACGACACUGUUGAAGUUAAAGCGGCUCCUGAAGCAUCUAAACCCGAAGAUCCUUUCGCAGCUUACAAAUCUCCAGUAUUAUCCCCUAUUGCUAUCGCUCCUGGAUUCAACUUCCAGCCAUACGUUGCCCCGAUCUCCUACCAAGCCGCUUAUAGAUCUUCGUACCCAAUCGCUGCCGUCCAACCUAACCACCCAGCGUUCCCUUAUUCCAUCUACCAGCCCGCUAUAGCAGUUAAGCACGCUUGGUAAUAACAUGAGACCGUAAAAAGACUAAUAAAUAGUAAUUAAAGUUA